This is a messenger RNA of Puccinia graminis f. sp. tritici CRL 75-36-700-3, 1107 nucleotides long. RefSeq lists its product as uncharacterized. The record is from RefSeq and is a predicted model, not a curated record. Gene Ontology annotation, molecular function: GTPase activity; molecular adaptor activity; GTP binding. Gene Ontology annotation, biological process: cytoskeleton-dependent cytokinesis. Gene Ontology annotation, cellular component: septin ring; cytosol; microtubule cytoskeleton. Bases 1 to 1107 code for a protein of 368 amino acids. The transcript has 9 exons. NCBI's taxonomy places the organism in Eukaryota, Fungi, Basidiomycota, Pucciniomycetes, Pucciniales, Pucciniaceae.
AUGCCUCCAGGACCUGCGAGACGCAAAAAAUCAGUCAAGAAGGGACUCGGAUUUACCUUGAUGGUCGUCGGGGCCUCUGGUACAGGUCGGACGACCUUUGUCAACACUUUAGUCGACCAGAAGGGCUGGUUACCGCAUGCCGAUUCGAGCGACCCGAUCGCGGCUGCUGAAGGUACUUCUCACAUCAAGGUGGAGAAGAAGACGAUCGAGCUGGACGAGGAUGGCGUGACCAUCCGUCUCACCGUUUGUGAUGCGCCCGGGUUCGGCGACAACAUCGAUAACGAAUCGGCAUUCUCGACGAUCAUCGGCUAUCUCGAGAAACAGUACGACGAUAUCCUUGCCGAGGAAUCUCGAAUCAAACGUAACCCGAGAUUCGAAGAUCAACGGAUCCAUGCCUUGCUCUACUUCAUCGCUCCCACCGGUCAUAGUUUGAGGGAAAUGGAUAUCGAGUUGAUGAGACGCUUAUCUCCUCGAGUCAACGUCAUACCGGUGAUCGGAAAAGCGGAUACCCUUACUCCCAGUGAAUUAAAAAGCUUCAAAGAUAGAAUCAUGCAAGACAUCGAGCACUAUUCGAUACCGAUUUAUAACUUUCCGUUUGAUGCUGAAGAAGAUGAUGAUGAAGUAGUGGCUGAAAACUCAGAGCUCAGGGCCUUGUUGCCUUUUGCACUUGUAGGAUCUGAGAAUGAAAUCGAAGUCGGAGGUGAAUUGGUCCGAGCUCGGGAAUAUCCUUGGGGGGUCGUUGAGGUAGACAACCCCGCUCAUAGCGAUUUUCUCCGAUUGAGGACAGCCUUAUUAUCCACUCAUUUAACAGAUCUCAAAGAAAUCACCCAUGAUUUCUUAUACGAGAACUACAGAACUCAAACCUUGAGUAGAGGGGAUGCUGACCAAUUAGAUCAAUCGAUCCAACCUGAAGACAUGGCCAAUCAAUCCUUCAGAUUGAAGGAAGAACAGUUGAAGAAGGAGGAAGAGAAGUUGAAGGAGAUCGAGCUACGUGUCCAACGCGAGAUUAGCGAGAAACGUCAAGAACUCUUGGCUAAAGAAGAGAGUCUUCGAAAUAUGGAGGCUCGUUUGGCACAUGCUUCGAGCGGCCCCUUGGAUGGACAAUAA